AUGGCUGCGAAGAACAUUUUUUCUAAGCAUCUACCCAACGUAAAGCUGGCUACACGUUUCGAUGCCGAAGGAAAUGAAAUUCAGGUCGAGAAACGUGAAGAUGAAGAGCAAAAACGUAAGGAACAGGAUAUCAUCGACACACUGGUCGGAGCCGGGUACUACCGGGCGCACAUACAAGGACUCUCGUCAUUCGACAAGAUAGUCGGCGGCAUGACCUGGUGCAUCGAAGCCUGUGACUAUGACGUCAAUGUGGAUCUACUAUUUCACGAGAAUCUUACCAUAGGCCAGAAAAUUGCUCUAACGGAAAAAAUUGUCGGUGUUUUACCGCGGAUGAAGUGUCCGUUUUUGAUCGAACCGCACCAGAUACAGGGGCUGGACUUUAUCAACAUAUUCCCCGUGGUGCAGUGGUUGGUGAAGCGGUCGGUUGAAAAUCGGAGUAAAAAGGCGGAUACACUGCGAAAGCUUGCAGCUACUCAAUUUCAAAACCAUUUUACCCUCGAAUCUGAUAAGGAACUCCAGCGGUUGCGCGUCAAACAGUUGGCGCAUUUACAAGCUAUUGAAGCGAAGUAUCUUCCCAAGCGACACUUCAAACUCCGCAAGGCCGCUGGUGGCGGUUGGAUACCGGUUCGCCCCAAAGAUGCACCGGAACAGGAAUUAGCGGACGAUAUGCUAACAGCAACCGAUACUGAUAGCGCAGAUAUCGAGCAGGAAGAAGAGGAGGAAGAGACCGUUCCUUUGUCUACAGAACGGGAGCUUGAUUUUGAUGUUUUGUUCAAGAUUGCAGCAAAAGAGCACAAUAUUGCCUUAGAACUAUCCGAUGUGGAUCAUACGGCUUUAACGAAACGAUACGAUGAGAUUACGCAGAAACUCUCACCAGAAUCGGUGGAACACGUGGCUGAGCGAAAUCGCAUUAAAACGCAACUGGCUUUGAAACUAGCGUUAGAAAAGAAGCUAGAACAAGCUCGAAGUGAAUGUGAACUGCUGCAAAAUACGGUUUUAGAAGAAGAGGGGCUUUUGCAAGAGGGCAACAACCGAAAAGAAACGCUGGAAGAGGAAAUACGCAAUCUCGACAAUUUGGAGAUUAGCGAAAGUAAUCAAAAGAUAUUAGACCAUGUCAAAGAAUUGGUGUUGAAAAACGAACGCAUGAAGAAAGAAGAGUCGCAGUUUAAAGAAAAUUGCAAGAAAGAGUUGGCGGAACUACAACAGAGAGUUGAGAAAGCAGAAUCAUCUACCCCUGACGAAGACAUGCUGGAGCUACAAAGGCAAUUAGACAUGGAACAAGAACGUUUAAAAUCACUCCGUUUGCAGUUGGCGAAGAAGAACCGAGCUUACAUAUCGAUCAGACGUCAAUUGGACAAUAUUCCCGACCGCACGGAGUUGGCUCAGUAUCAGAGAAGAUUUCUUGAGCUUUAUAACCAAGUUAGUGCAAAGCAUCGGGAAACGAAACAAUUCUACACUCUGUACAACACGCUGGAUGACACUAAGUUGUAUCUGGAAAAGGAAAUGUCGCUGUUGAAUUCCAUCUACGACAAUUAUGCAAACGCGAUGCAAUCUCCACAUUCCCGCGAACAGUUUGUGCAUCAGUUUGAAACAAUAGUCGAAGGUAUACGCUCUACGAAAGAUAAAUUGAAGAAAAAGUUUGACGAUGAAAAAGUCAAACGAGAUGGGCUGAAUUCACAGCUACUCUGUCUGGUCGAGCAACAGCGUAAGUACGCUGCCACAGUAAAACAGCUCACAAUGGAAUGCCAGCGUAACGAGGUUCUUAUGAAGCAUCUAAAAGCGCUGAAGGCUGCUCAAGCUGUAUCUAGCCAGCAACAAAGAGCGCCUGAAACGCAUUCAAAAUAAUGCGUUACAUUCCGCAAUUAUCCAAAUAUUUCAGGCUGAAUAUAUACUCUCACUACUUCCGUGU
Messenger RNA from Anopheles nili, 1909 nucleotides. It is a transcript of the gene fidipidine, whose product is annotated as coiled-coil domain-containing protein 93. NCBI's taxonomy places the organism in Eukaryota, Metazoa, Arthropoda, Insecta, Diptera, Culicidae. The transcript has 8 exons. Gene Ontology annotation, biological process: Golgi to plasma membrane transport. The record is from RefSeq and is a predicted model, not a curated record. The coding region runs from base 1 to 1845 and encodes 614 amino acids.